UCAUGAAUACAAGUCUGUCUUGAUUAUCACACUCUGUGGCGUUGAAAGAGAUGUGCUGAUGCGGCUUCCAAAGUAGCCGCUGUGAAGUAGCAAUAGCCUAUUGAACGGUCAGUUUUAAGUUAAAUCUACACAUUUAUAAUCUCAGCGUUGGCGAUUGAAUAAACUCAGUCGCUGGCGAAACGUUGAAGUAGAAUUUAAAUGAAUUUCGGCGAGAAUAUCAAGUGAAUUUGUGGAAAUAGAAAUAUAUAUUUUGCAAAAAAAAAAAUGGAAUAAUAAUAAUUGAAAUAUGCAUAUAUAAUAUUUUUCACAUGCAUUGUGUGUAUUUUUGAAAUACUGUCGUGAUAAUUAUAAAACUAAUUAAGCAAAAGUGCACAAACGCUUAUAAGUAUAUAAAUAUACUCAAAUUAAAUGUUCACGUAAAGCAUUUGCACCAAGUGAGAAAGUAAUCAAAUAUUAAAUUGGAAAUAAAAAAAGAAAUAAAGAAAAAACACAAAUAAAUCGAAAACUUUUCUUUCGCUCAAAAUGCGGUUAUUCAAUGUGGGAAAAUUCGCACAGUUUAAUAUGCUUCAAUUGCAAUUUUCUUUUGCCUUUGUCACUGCGUUAUUUUCGACAACAACAGCGCAGGCACGAUGUAACAAUCCGAAUGCCAAAUUGGGUUAUUGUGUCUCAAUUUACGAAUGCCCCAGCCUGCUAGAAGUAGUACAGAGCUACAAUCUCUCGCCGUCGGAUCGUGAGUUCUUGCAAAAAUCUCAAUGUGUUAACGGUUAUGGACAGUCACCGUAUGUCUGUUGUACGCCUGAUAAAGGCUUCGCAUCGAAUCCAACGCCCGUCAGAACAACUACUACAACACCAACGACGACUACACGUCGCCCAGUACCUUUCAGACCGCCAUCGCCGGGCAAUGGUAACGGCAAUGUGCUGCCGGUGCCGCCUGAAUGUGGUCCAACUUCGUUGAAUGAUAAAAUUUACAAUGGCAGAGACACAGCGCUGGAUCAAUAUCCAUGGAUGGUGUUGCUGGAAUACACACAGAAGAAUGGCCAACCUAUACUCAAUUGUGGCGGUAGUUUGAUAAAUCAACGCUAUGUGCUGACAGCAGGACACUGUGUUGUGGGAGCGAUUGAAACGGAAGUUGGCCCACUCGCAACCAUUCAUCUGGGCGAGUAUGAUAUCAGCAAAGAAAUCGAUUGCAUACAACAAGAUUGCAACACUAAAGUUGUAAAAUUGGGCUACGAACAGGUGAUCCCACAUCCACAAUAUAAACCCAACAACAAUAACCGUCAUCACGAUAUUGCGCUGAUACGACUGGCUGAGGACGUGACGUACUCGGAUUUCAUUAGGCCAGUUUGCUUGCCUUUGGCCAGCACGCGUCAAGCCAUCGAUGUGGGUGAGCUACUAACGGUAGCUGGUUGGGGGCGUACAUUGUUGGCGCGUCAAAGUAAUGUCAAGCAAGAAUUGGCCGUACCAGUUGUGGAUCAUGAUUCAUGUGCGCGUAAAUUUUCCACCCGACACGUCAAUUUGAUUACUUCGCAGCUCUGCGCCGGCGGUGAGUUUUCCAAGGAUAGUUGCGAUGGCGACUCCGGUGGUCCAUUGAUGCGCCAAAAUGCCCAAAACCGUUGGUACCUGGAGGGUAUUGUAUCCUUUGGCAAUCGCUGUGGUCUGGAGGGCUGGCCGGCGGUAUAUACGCGUGUUGCCGAUUAUAUUGAUUGGAUUCAGCAGAGUUUGAGAGCAUAGUUAUUGAGGAGGGAGUAAAAUUUAGUCACGUACAUGUAUAUAUAUAUAUGUAUGUAUGCGUGUAAGCUAUAAGUUUAGAUUGGCUUACAGCUAUAGCUAUGAUACAUUUUAAUGACAUUUGUUAAUCAUGUAAAUAAUUAAUUUUAUGUACAUAAUUAUGAAAAAGAGAUUAAUAAAAUAUGGAAAAUCAUUAAAAAUUCAA
Molecule: messenger RNA, 1933 nt
Organism: Ceratitis capitata (Mediterranean fruit fly)
Lineage: Eukaryota; Metazoa; Arthropoda; Insecta; Diptera; Tephritidae
Gene: Sp7
Product: serine protease 7
Exons: 5
Coding region: 523-1731 (402 amino acids)
Biological process (GO): proteolysis
Molecular function (GO): serine-type endopeptidase activity
Source: RefSeq, a predicted model, not a curated record